Rhopalosiphum padi (bird cherry-oat aphid) is the source of this 4443-nucleotide messenger RNA. RefSeq lists its product as uncharacterized. NCBI's taxonomy places the organism in Eukaryota, Metazoa, Arthropoda, Insecta, Hemiptera, Aphididae. The coding region runs from base 413 to 4399 and encodes 1328 amino acids. The transcript has 22 exons. Gene Ontology annotation, molecular function: DNA binding; protein binding. The record is from RefSeq and is a predicted model, not a curated record.
UACUAAAAGUUAAUUUUUUUCUUAGUUUUUGAAAAUUGACGAAAUAUUAGUUGAAUAUUAAACAAGUGAGUAGGUACUUCAUAGGAACCCUUAUACAAUUUUACAUAUGUUUUGUAUCGAUUUUAAAGAAUUGUAUUUUAACAUGACUUUUACACAUUACACACAUGAAAUCGGUAAUUCAGAAUCAAUGAAUCUUCAUCAUCUUCAUCCACACUUGAAUACAUAUCUGAAGACCUGCAAGCUAUUCAAUUUAGUGUGUCGACAAAAGUUUUUCCUAAACUUGAGAACAAUUAUAUAAAUACCACAAUCAUGAAAAGACGAUAUAAUAAAAAAUUAAGGGGUUGUAAUCCUUAUGAUUGCUUCUACAUAAUCCUUCCUUAAACAAACCAUAUUCUACGUGAAUGAUAAAAAUAUGUUGUCAACAUCUGAUGGGACUCAUUGUGGUAUGCGGUGCCACAAUACUAACGAACCUGCCCGUUUAAUGUGCACACAUUGUCAUGUGUAUUAUCAUCAAGCAUGUGUCAACCUAAAUGCUUAUAUAAAAGUUAAUGGUUAUGUAUGCUUAAACUGUCGUAUUAUAAUGAAAAAAACAGGUGUACAGUCAUUGCAUAAUGUGAUUGUUUGUGCCAGUAGCAGUAAACCAGAGAAACAAUGCAUUAAAGAAGUUACCGCCCCUACAUUCAACGACGUAACUUCUUGUAACAGUAGAAUAUACCAGAUUGCACCUAGUACAGACGGAAAAAUUAAUUCCGAUAUAGGUGACGUCAUUUUUAAACUCCCAUUUGAGCAUGGAUGGAAACGACAGUUAGUGUACAGAACAUCAGGUGAAUCUGAUGUUUUUAAUCGGGCAAAUCGAAGUGGUGAUGUAUACUAUUAUUCUCCAGAUCACCAAAUACUACGAUCAUUACAAGAAAUUCAGGAAUAUUUGGAUAGCUCGUCUGAUAAAACUUCUCUUACUGUAGACAGUUUUACCUUUUUAACUCAACCAAUUGGCAUUAAUGAUCGAUCAAAAGAAAUGAUUAUAGAUGCGGAUUUCAAAAGAUUUAUGGAUAACACUACUGUUGGUGUUGCUGUUCAACCUAAAAAACGUAAAACACCUGAACAGCGCCAAGCAUUUGAUUAUGAAUUGCCAGAUGAUGAAAACAAAAAGUCUGAUAGUAAAACUAAAAUGGUUAUUAAAAAGGCAAAGACUUCCUCAAGAUCAAGAUCCAAAAAAGAAGUUACCGCCCCUACAUUCAACGACGUAACUUCUUGUAACAGUAGAAUAUACCAGAUUGCACCUAGUACAGACGGAAAAAUUAAUUCCGAUAUAGGUGACGUCAUUUUUAAACUCCCAUUUGAGCAUGGAUGGAAACGACAGUUAGUGUACAGAACAUCAGGUGAAUCUGAUGUUUUUAAUCGGGCAAAUCGAAGUGGUGAUGUAUACUAUUAUUCUCCAGAUCACCAAAUACUACGAUCAUUACAAGAAAUUCAGGAAUAUUUGGAUAGCUCGUCUGAUAAAACUUCUCUUACUGUAGACAGUUUUACCUUUUUAACUCAACCAAUUGGCAUUAAUGAUCGAUCAAAAGAAAUGAUUAUAGAUGCGGAUUUCAAAAGAUUUAUGGAUAACACUACUGUUGGUGUUGCUGUUCAACCUAAAAAACGUAAAACACCUGAACAGCGCCAAGCAUUUGAUUAUGAAUUGCCAGAUGAUGAAAACAAAAAGUCUGAUAGUAAAACUAAAAUGGUUAUUAAAAAGGCAAAGACUUCCUCAAGAUCAAGAUCCAAAAAAGAAGUUACCGCCCCUACAUUCAACGACGUAACUUCUUGUAACAGUAGAAUAUACCAGAUUGCACCUAGUACAGACGGAAAAAUUAAUUCCGAUAUAGGUGACGUCAUUUUUAAACUCCCAUUUGAGCAUGGAUGGAAACGACAGUUAGUGUACAGAACAUCAGGUGAAUCUGAUGUUUUUAAUCGGGCAAAUCGAAGUGGUGAUGUAUACUAUUAUUCUCCAGAUCACCAAAUACUACGAUCAUUACAAGAAAUUCAGGAAUAUUUGGAUAGCUCGUCUGAUAAAACUUCUCUUACUGUAGACAGUUUUACCUUUUUAACUCAACCAAUUGGCAUUAAUGAUCGAUCAAAAGAAAUGAUUAUAGAUGCGGAUUUCAAAAGAUUUAUGGAUAACACUACUGUUGGUGUUGCUGUUCAACCUAAAAAACGUAAAACACCUGAACAGCGCCAAGCAUUUGAUUAUGAAUUGCCAGAUGAUGAAAACAAAAAGUCUGAUAGUAAAACUAAAAUGGUUAUUAAAAAGGCAAAGACUUCCUCAAGAUCAAGAUCCAAAAAAGAAGUUACCGCCCCUACAUUCAACGACGUAACUUCUUGUAACAGUAGAAUAUACCAGAUUGCACCUAGUACAGACGGAAAAAUUAAUUCCGAUAUAGGUGACGUCAUUUUUAAACUCCCAUUUGAGCAUGGAUGGAAACGACAGUUAGUGUACAGAACAUCAGGUGAAUCUGAUGUUUUUAAUCGGGCAAAUCGAAGUGGUGAUGUAUACUAUUAUUCUCCAGAUCACCAAAUACUACGAUCAUUACAAGAAAUUCAGGAAUAUUUGGAUAGCUCGUCUGAUAAAACUUCUCUUACUGUAGACAGUUUUACCUUUUUAACUCAACCAAUUGGCAUUAAUGAUCGAUCAAAAGAAAUGAUUAUAGAUGCGGAUUUCAAAAGAUUUAUGGAUGACACUACUGUUGGUGUUGCUGUUCAACCUAAAAAAUGUAAAACACCUGAACAGCGCCCAGCAUUUGAUUAUGAAUUGCCAGAUGAUGAAAACAAAAAGUCGGAUAGUAAAAUUAUAAUGGUGUUUAAAAAGGCAAAGACUUCCUCAAGAUCAAGAUCCAAAAAUGGUAAAUGGAAUUCAGAAUUAAUGAUUACAUCUUCAUCCACACCUGAAUACAUAUCUGAAGAUCUGCAGGCUAUUCAAUUUAGUGUGUCGACAAAAGUUUCUCCUAAACUUGAGAACAGUGAUAUUAAUACCACAAUAAUGAAAAGACGGAAUUCUGAGUUUAAUGGUUCAUUUAAAGAAAUUGCAACUCCUUUCACAUCCAUGCAAUCAUUGAACAACAUGGUUAAAGCAUUGGAAGACAUUUUUAAAUAUUUAAAUACACAUGAGCUUAUAUCCGCUUCUAGAGUAUGUACCACCUGGCAUAUGAUUGCAAUGAACAAGUUCUUAUGGAAAAAUGUUCGUUUAAAAAAUUCUAUGGUCUAUGACUGGGAAAAGUUCGUAGACUCUAUUGAUCAACAAAGAACUGAUACGUUAGAUACUAGACAAAUGUUGAUACCUCUAAAAGUUGAUGAAUUCAAAAAUUUUUGGUUGCAUUUUUCUAAAGCAAUGAAAAGAGCACAAAAGUUAAAAUUAAUUGAAUUGUAUAAAUGUCCUACCCAUAUAGUUGAAGAUAUUAUUCACUCAUUACCUCAACUUGAAGUACUUAAUGCAACUUCAAUAAAAAAUCUAAAUAUAACAAAAGAGUCGAAAAAUCCCCAUGAUCUUAUGACCCUAAACUUAAAUUAUUUAGGCCAAAUGACAAAGCUCACUGAAUUAAGACUAAAAGGUUUGAAUGGAAUCAAAUUAACGUCAUUGCCAUCAUUUGAAAAUUUAAUAAAUUUAAAUAAAUUUUCAUUAACAUCCAUAAAAUCAUUUCCAAAAAACAUCUGUCAGAGUUUGGAUACUAUUACUGAUAACAUAGAGUUUUUGGAAAUUGGUGAUUGCGAUUUUUUAUCAAAAGAUUUUGCUGUGUCGCUAAAAAGAUUUGUCAAUUUGAAAUCGUUGAGAUUGGAAAAUUGUUACGGUAAAUGGGAAAGUUGUGCACAAGACGUUUUUACUGCUAUUAGGGGUCUUGAAAAGCUCACUAUUCUGGAAUUGGUAAACAUAGAAUUCAGUAAUUGUGUUGAAGAUGAAUUGGAAAAAUGUGUUGGUAUUAAAGCUUUAUUGAUUAUUCCUGCUUAUAUGAGCAAAUCUGCAACUACCAACUGCCACUUGAUUGACUGCCUCAAGAAACUCUCCAAGACAUUAACACACUUGGUUUGGGGAUUGACUCUUGAAUUACUCCGUGUUACUGACUUAUUUAUAAUUCAAUAUCAACAAAACCAGCAUAGUAUUGGUAAUAAUCUAGAAUUAUCCCAUACCAAAGAAACGACCAUACCUAUACGAAGGACAAGAAAACCCAGGCAGCGACCAGGAGAAGAGCCUGCUCUCAAAAAGGGCAAGGAUGAAGACAAAUCAGAUAUCGUUGAUUUACGUUCAGUUUUUGUUUUAGAGAAAUUGUUAGCUACAAUGAUGCCGGAUGCUAAAACUAGGGUAAUUAAGGUUCCCUUUUCGGGAACAGUUAGAGUUUAUUUGAGUGAACUGUUUAAUGAUUUUUGAAUUAAAUGUUUAGUAUUCAAUUUUUUCUUAAUUUCUUUACACUA